AUGUUCCUUGAUUCGUGUUCUGAUUUUUAUUCAAGUUUCGUCAAUAUAUUCCUGUUAACAGGCGCCGCAAGUCUCUUUGACGAGUUGUCGCUGAAGAGGGUGCUGAGAAUGGCACGAUUCACUAACGACGCCGACUACGAUGCCGGCGGAACGUCUGGAUAUGUACCACAUCCACGGUCCGACACUGGGGAUAAUCAAGCAUACUAUGGACUCUGGACAAGGUGCGCUCCUAUAGGUCUUCCUGCCAAUAUGACCAAUUUGCGAAUACUUGGUCACACAACGACUACCAUAGAAGUAGAAUCCAGUUUCGACCUCGCCCCCCAGCGGGACUUGAACUAUGACGAUGCAAUGUAUCAUCCUUUAUCACCUUAA
Molecule: messenger RNA, 372 nt
Organism: Protopolystoma xenopodis
Lineage: Eukaryota; Metazoa; Platyhelminthes; Monogenea; Polystomatidea; Polystomatidae
Source: the annotation of a GenBank genome assembly